CUCCCCUUGUACCCCCCAAACCUUCAUGCCACCGCGUGAUUACCCUUUAACUCAAUGUCCACACGACUGAUGACGUGGUGUGCUGGAGGACACGAAGGAUGGGACUUCGCAAAGAGAGAGGGCCAUUUGCUUGGAUGGUUACCUCCAAAUGGAAAUCAGGAUCCUCCUUGCUCUGACAACUGGCAGCUCCCCAGUGGAUCUAGCAGCAUCAGAUGUGUUUCAUCCCCAUCAACGGAGAACAAAUCCUGUCGCUCCUCUCCCUCAACAAGAACUCCCAACACCGCUUCUGGGCCCCCAGAUCCAGUGGGCUCCGCCGUCGGGCGAGAUCCGGACAAUGGCCUUCCAGGUUCUGGCCUUCCAUGUCAUCCUGUACCUGUUGAUCUGGCCCCGUCCCCGGUGGAGUACGGAAUCGUUGCCUUGCCUGUUCGUUACUCCUCUUCCGCGGGCAAAUCCUUCAUCCUGAGAGUGGUACACACUCCCGGUUCUAUUCCAGCGAACCCUACCCAAGCAGGGUGAAUAGGAACAAUGACACAAAACAAGAGAUUCCAAAGAGAUUAUUGAGCUUUUCCAAAAAGUAUUGCCUGUCAUUUGUACUAGUGGCUGCCUAAGAACUCUCUGCCACACCUUGGCUGACCACCAGGCCGGGACAUAAGAGUGCCGCGGAACAUGACUUCGUGGGGCGAACCCCCCGAGGGAUAAAGGAAAGAUUUGCUGGAAACAUGGUCGAUUUCAACACCAGAUAUAAUAAAGGAAAAGCCCGCUUGAAAACACUCAAAUGACACAACCGACACUUUCAAGACGUAGGCUGAUGAUUAGUAACAGAAGGAGAUCGCAGUAAGAGUCAAAAGGAAAAACGUCAUGGCCUAUCCGGAAACAUUCCCUCCCUUUCCAUCCAUCACCCGCAAAAAGUACAGAAGAUAGUGAGUAAGAAAGGUCAGAGAAAAGAAAAAGGGGUGGGAGAAAGAAAAGGUGAAAGUGAAAAGAAAAAAAAAAAAAAAAAAAAA
Messenger RNA from Aspergillus neoniger CBS 115656, 1004 nucleotides. RefSeq lists its product as uncharacterized. The transcript is spliced from 4 exons. Bases 55 to 516 code for a protein of 153 amino acids. NCBI's taxonomy places the organism in Eukaryota, Fungi, Ascomycota, Eurotiomycetes, Eurotiales, Aspergillaceae. The record is from RefSeq and is a predicted model, not a curated record.